UCGCGCGGCCCCGCCCCCGCCAGUUCGCGUCUCUCUGCUGCCGCGCGGGGACCGCUGUGCUCUCGGUAGGCGGCUGGGCUGGGUGGGCUCCGCACUUCCUUCCCGCUCCGUGCCGCGUGUCCCGGCAUCCUUGGGCCCACUCCGGACGGGGUUUGCGUCCUGGACCCGCUUGUCGGCUGCUACGUGUCCCGCCCUGCCCGUCGCGGGCGGCCUCGCGGCUGUCCCGCUGCAGGUUGGCCACGGCGGCGGGAGCCCCCUCGACCCGGACAAAGAAACGAGCGCUCGGCCCCUCCUCCUGUAGAGAGUGGUGCUGCUGUCUCGGGAUGUACCUGCAGGUGGAGACCCGCACCAGCUCCCGCCUCCAUCUGAAGAGGGCUCCAGGCAUCCGGUCCUGGUCCCUGCUGGUUGGAAUCUUGUCGAUUGGCCUGGCUGCUGCCUACUACAGUGGAGAUAGCCUGGGCUGGAAGCUCUUCUACGUCACAGGCUGCCUGUUUGUGGCCGUGCAGAACCUGGAGGACUGGGAGGAAGCCAUCUUUGACAAGAGCACAGGGAAGGUUGUUUUGAAGACGUUCAGCCUCUACAAGAAGCUGCUGACUCUUUUCAGAGCAGGCCACGACCAGGUGGUGGUCCUGCUGCACGAUGUCCGCGACGUAAGCGUGGAGGAGGAGAAGGUCCGGUACUUCGGGAAGGGCUACAUGGUGGUGCUCCGGCUGGCGACGGGCUUCUCCCACCCCCUCACGCAGAGUGCAGUCAUGGGCCACCGCAGUGAUGUGGAAGCCAUCGCCAAGCUCAUCACCAGCUUCCUGGAGCUGCACUGCCUUGAAAGCCCCACAGAGCUGUCUCAGAGCAGUGACAGUGAGGCCGGCGACCCUGGGAGCCAGAGCUGACAGCCCCGGUAUGCCUGAGCCUGUGCACCACCCACAGGACCCGUGGCACAUUCCUGGUGUGCCUGAGCCCGUGCACAGCCCACAGAACCCCGUGGCCUUGGCUUCAGUCGGUGCCUGCAGCCGAGUCGGCCUCUUGCCUGCUCACGCUGCUGCUUUCACACUGCACGAAACAGCAGGCCGGACCAGGACACCCAGACUUUCUCCAUCGUGAGGCCUGGGCCUGCCUUCCUGCAGCCGGAGGUCUCGCCAGCCCUGGACUCCUGCUGGGGGCACAGCCAGACCUCGGGCGAGUGGAGAGGCCGGGCCCCUGUGGGUGCUGAUGCUGCGUGUUGUCCCCGACACAGUGUCCUCUCCCUGGGUGGACAUCCCAGCGGUCAGGUGCUUCCCCAAGGGCAGCGAGGGGCAAACAUCCGGGGCCUACCUGGCUGUGCACGCUGAAGCCACACUGUGGAAGCUGCCCCUCCCCAAGGACCCACCUCCCUUGAUGAUGCCAGGAUCUCGGCACAUAGACCGCUCUGCCCCUGUGGUCGUCACAGAAGGGUCUCUCUGUUUCUCACCCUCAGCCUCAGCAGAAGCUGCGAGGCCAGAAAAAAGGUCAGGUCUUCUAGUAUUGUGCAGUGCUUAAAAACCGGGAGCUCCGGCCGGGCGCAAUGGUUCAUGCCAGUAAUCCCAGCACUUUGGGAGGUGGGGAGGCCAAGGCGGGAGGAUUGCUUGAGGCCAGAAGUCCAAGACCAGCCUGGGCAACACAGCAAGAUCCUGUCUUUGCAAAAAAACUUAACAAGAAAAAUUAGGAGAUUUUCUGCAGAAAUUGAGUUCCAGCCUCUCUCCCCCACCUCAUAGGAGCUGAAUGCCAACCAUCCUGACCCGCUGGGGCUCUUGGUCUCCCGAGUGCACCCACGUCCUCCCAGGUGCAGUGUGCACCGAGAGCGCCUGGCCUGAUGCCCCGGCCUGUGAACCGGGGACUCCUGGGUCCUGUGAGCCCCGAGGCGGCAGGCCCAGGAAUGGCUGGGUAGGACCGGGAACGCCUUUGCCCCAGGUCUGGCUGUGGCCUCGGUGAAAGCCGACGAGAGAGGUGGGACCCUCCUCCUCAGUAGUGGCUGCCAGCCCCUCUCUGCAGGACAUGGUCAUAAUAACCAUAAAUAACCCUUCGCAUGUCA
This is a messenger RNA of Rhinopithecus roxellana (golden snub-nosed monkey), 2044 nucleotides long. Its product is annotated as cytochrome b-245 chaperone 1. Lineage: Eukaryota; Metazoa; Chordata; Mammalia; Primates; Cercopithecidae. The transcript is spliced from 7 exons. The record is from RefSeq and is a predicted model, not a curated record. The coding region runs from base 324 to 887 and encodes 187 amino acids.